This is a messenger RNA of Nematolebias whitei (Rio pearlfish), 6430 nucleotides long. It is a transcript of the gene tet3, whose product is annotated as tet methylcytosine dioxygenase 3. The record is from RefSeq and is a predicted model, not a curated record. Lineage: Eukaryota; Metazoa; Chordata; Actinopteri; Cyprinodontiformes; Rivulidae. Gene Ontology annotation, cellular component: nucleus. Gene Ontology annotation, molecular function: DNA 5-methylcytosine dioxygenase activity. The coding region runs from base 302 to 6166 and encodes 1954 amino acids. The transcript has 10 exons. Gene Ontology annotation, biological process: oxidative demethylation; positive regulation of transcription by RNA polymerase II.
AGCCAAGAGAAUACGGAGCGUGUGUUCUGUGGGAGGUGGUGGGUUGUGUGCGUGGUCGGUCGUGUGUGCGUGUGAAUGCGUACAUGUGUGUUUUGCUGCCCGUUGUGUCUGUGCACUGCACAGAUGGCAAGGAAUAAACCAAGAAUACAACCAAACAGGGAUGGAUUGCUUAUGGAUCAGGUCUGAUGCGCCUCUCUGUCUCCUCGUCUCUCUGCUUUUCGCCUGGCAGCUCCGUCUGGACAUCUAGGACGGCGUUGUUCACAAAGUCCCUUCAGUGGAUGGCCCCAGAAGUGGAGGCCAGAUGGAAAUUGGUUCUCAUGACCGCCUCCAGGAAGGCAUGUUGAGUCUUGAGUUGGCCAAUGGAGUGAGCCCUUAUCCUAAUGAUGAUGAGGCAUCUAUGGAAACAGAACAACAGAAAGCAGGAAGUGUGCCCCCUAGACAGAGCUGGGUGCCAGGACAUGGCAAGGUCAGUGACACCCAGCAGCAGCAGCAGCAGCCAUGUUGGAGCGGUGGUGGUGGUGCAACCCCUGCUGUACCAGUUCACCAUGCAGACAUGGAGGAUGCCCACAAUCUGGUGGCUUUUUCUGUUACUGCUAGCUCUUUGCCUCCUUCUUCAUCAUCGUCUUGCCAGCAGGUGCAGAUAAAUACAACCCAGUUGUAUGAAAGGUUCAUCCAGGAGACAGGUGCUAGAGAAGCUCAUUCCAGAGGUUUUGCAGAGGCACCUGAGGGAAGCUGCCAACCUUCAGAGGAUCUUGAGACUUUACGGACAGCACUGAGCCAAGCCAAGCAUGGGCACAAGCCCCCCAACUGCAACUGUGAUGGACCUGACUGUCCUGACUAUCUUGAGUGGCUGGAGAAGAAGAUUAAAUUAGCUACUAAAGGCUCCCACAAAACAGCUGAUGGUGCUCCACACUCACAGCAACCCAGUUUGCAGCAACACCCUCAGACAUACCGACAGAUGAAUGGCGCCCAUCAUAUAUCUAAUUCAUGUUCCCAGCAACAGGCAGUAAAACCAGGCCCUCACCAAGACCAAGUGCCCUGCUCCAAACCCCCUAUUCCUUGCUCUCCACAGGUGCUUUCCAUGGUCAAAGAAAAGAACAUUAGUCUUCAAGCAGCCAUUGCCAUAGAUGCCCUGACACAGUUGUCUGGUUCUGGUCCUCAGGCAGCCAGUUCUCUUGACCAAACCUUAUUCAGAAAUAAAUUUCAUAGCCAACAACACACAGAGGACAUCAUGCAUGGUUUGAGCCUAUCCUCUCCAACAAACACCUCAUCAUCUCGCCCACAGUCUGUCCCUUCAGGUCUGCAUACCAACCAGCAGGAUCCGUCAUGUGAACAUCACAGACCCCAGUCCCAGGGUCAUUUGCCUCAUGCUACACUUUUCCCAUCUUCUACCUCUCCUUUACCAGGUCAGGGAAAACCCCUGGGUUUCAGUUAUAAUCCUCAGCAGGGGAAGCAAGGCUCUGGCAGAGAACUGGAACAGAUGAAUCCAUGGAUGUGUUUGAAAUCUGAAACCCAGUCUCACUUUAUAACUUCCGCUCACAAUAAAUCUGACCCCAUGUCAGAGCUUAAACAGCUGCUUGGUGAUACCAGUGGUAAAUUAAAACAUGCCCCUUUUAAGCUUCCAGUCAUGCAGCAGCUCAGCUUGAACCAGAACGGGGAAAUUCAAGGCCAAGGCGGAUCAGCACAGGCCAGAAUAAAACAGGAGUCAGACUCUGAAAAUUACCAUCACACUGCCUCUGUUGGACAAUAUGGUAUUUCAAAUGGACAACAGCAAGGUCAGCACUACCUUGGUAAUACUAUGUCUCCUGGACAAGCAUCCAUCAGCCACUCCACUCAGGCAGCUCUUCAGCACCACCUUCACUACAGGAGGAACCUCUUUUCUACCCACCCCUCUGGUUUUGGAGCACCAGGCUCCCGUGCACCAAUGGGUUGCCAAAACCUAAAAAAAUGGUGGCCACAAGUGGAUGCAGAAGGUUUGUCGCUUCUGCAGAUUAAGCAGGAACCCAAGGAGCCCAAAAAGAAGAAAAGCAGCCAUGGAUCUCCUGUCAUAAAAUCAAUAGGUGGGAUGUCCUUGGGCCACCCCCUCUCCAAACCCAAACAGAUAAUCAUCAAGAAAACUAAGCAGAAAGCUUCCUUGCCAACUUUUCUGCCUCAAGCUCAGAUCAGUGUACAAAAACCACCAGUCCAUGUGAUAGACAGAUCCCCAGCUCUAAACAGCCUGCAAGCAUGCUCUCUCCCCUCUCUGGCCCUCCUCAAUAACUCCACUCAGGCUGCUGUUGCAGGUCUCCCUGCCCCAGCCCAAUCUCAGGUAUCCAUCUCCAGCACCUCAAUGAGUUCCUCUUCCACACCUUCUGUUUCAUCAGAACACGCUCCAACUCUCAUGAACCCUACGUUCCAGUCUGUGGCUCCUGCAGCCCAUGAUACAUCAGAAGACUCAGGCAUGAGCCUGACCUCCAAUAACACCAGCAACGUCACACCUGUGACCUCCACAUCUUCAUCCAACACUUCUCAGUUACAAAAUCUCAUCAACAUAGAUCCAAAGUUUGAAGAACUGAUCCGCCAGUUUGAGGCUGAAUUUGGAGACUCAGCUCCUGACAUAUCUGGCAGUCAGUCCAAGAAGGAGAUUGCUCCAGGCCCCAAGCUAGGGAAUCAAUGUGUAAUCAGUCCUCAGGACCUCAGUUCCACAUCAUCCUACACCACCAAGUCAGUUUCCUCAGUUUCCACUGUUAAAACCAACGCCACACCUCAUUCUGAUGAUCAGGAGAUGGUUGUCAACAAGAAUGGAUUAGCUAGUCAAAGUGAAACAACUAUGAACCUGCCAAACACAGAGAGCGCCAUGGAAAUGCAACGGCAAGAGCCAGCUGAUGCUUUUGUGAACCAGGAGACCACUUUGGACAAGCAGCAGCCACCCAGAGUGCUCGAAAACACAUUUAGCAUGCAAGGUUCUCCGCUGCCCAAACGCUUUAAAUUUGAAGCUUCGGGGGAAUUAGCAGUACUGUCUACCACCUGCUUUUCUGAAGAGGGCACACCAUCAAAGGACGGGCUUCACUCUUCCCCUUCACUCAAAGGCUUUCUAGAUUCCCCUCUGCGCUAUUUGGAUACACCCACCAAGAACUUGUUGGAUACUCCCUCCAAGGACCAACAGGCAGACUUCCCCACCUGUACCUGUGUGGAACAAGUCCUGGAGAAAGAUGAAGGACCGUACUACAAUCACCUGGGAUCUGGACCUACUGUCGCCUCCAUACGAACCCUGAUGGAGACGAGGUAUGGAGAGAAAGGCGAAGCUGUCCGGAUAGAAAAGGUGGUGUACACAGGCAGAGAGGGAAAGAGCUCCCAUGGUUGUCCUAUUGCCAAAUGGGUGAUCCGUCGGAGCAGCGAGAAAGAAAAGCUGCUGUGUCUGGUGCGUCAUCGGGCCGGCCACCACUGUGCCAACGCGGUCAUCAUUGUUGUUAUUUUGGCCUGGGAGGGCAUCCCCAGAGUCAUGGCCGACAAGCUGUACCGCGAUGUCACAGACACGCUCACUAAAUAUGGCAACCCCACCAGCCGGCGCUGUGGCCUCAAUGAUGAUCGUACCUGCGCUUGUCAGGGCAAAGAGCCUGAAAUGUCUGGUGCAUCCUUUUCAUUUGGUUGCUCCUGGAGUAUGUACUUUAAUGGCUGUAAGUACGCCCGAAGCAAAACGCCACGCAAGUUCAGACUACAAGGAGAUCACCCUGAAGACGAGGAAAAACUCAGGGACAAUUUCCAAAAUCUGGCAACUGAGGUGGCUCCUUUGUACAAGCAGCUGGCGCCACAGGCCUACAGCAACCAGUGCCAGGCAGAACAUCGAGCUCCAGACUGCAGGUUGGGGUUAAAGGAAGGCCGUCCAUUCUCUGGAAUCACUGCAUGCAUGGACUUCUGUGCCCAUGCUCAUAAGGACCAGCAUAAUCUCCACAAUGGCUGUACAGUGGUGUGCACUUUAACCAAGGAGGACAACCGAAAAGUGGGGGAAAUCCCUGACGAUGAGCAGCUCCAUGUAUUGCCUCUUUACACAAUUUCACAAACAGAUGAGUUUGGUAGUGAAGAGGGCCAGCGCAUCAAGAUUAAGACUGGAGCCAUACAGGCUCUUCAGGCUUUCCGUCGUGAGGUACGCAAACUGCCCGAGCCUGCCAAAUCCUGCAGACAACGUCGGCUCGAAGCUAAGAAGGCCGCAUCAGAGAAGAAGAAAAAUAAACUCAUGCAGCAGCCAGGGGAGACCCCAGAAAAAUCAGUGGUUAAGUCUGAGCGCUGUAUCUCCAGUUCCCCCCAACUCCAAGCCAACAAAGAAAUGAUAAAAGAGGAUGUGAAGCCCAACAUCAAGAUGGAGCCAUUCAGUGGAUCAACAGAUGGAUACCCCAUGCAAGCAACUGACCCUUUGAAAAAUAUUUAUCAGCAUCCUGCCUACUAUGCAAGGGGAGCUCAUUCCCCCGCAGGUCAGCCCUCUCCAGCCGAUGCAGUGAAUGGCUACCACCACAGUCUGCCCACAAUGCCCUAUGGCUAUUACAACUACCCUCCCAAUGCACUUUUCCCACGCAAACUGAGAACCUAUGAAGGUCGAAAUGGUUCCUUGCCCAAACCAGGAGUCAAGCCUGUUCAGAUAGACAAAAAGCCUGACUUUCAGAACCUUCAGGCCAGACAGUGUCAGUCCUCCAUCAAUCUCCCAGAGCAACUAACCCAGUCCAACACCAGUGCUUACACUCAGCCAUCAGACUACAACCCUUCCCGUCCUUCUUCUGUCUCCUCUGAGUCCUCCAACAGAGGCACUCCACUCAUCAAACAGGAGCCUAUGGAUGUACCACUCUAUGAAGGUGCAUUGCCAAGUCUGACUGGUGCCAACACAUCAAGGACCACCCCUCAAUCUGCAGCCUGGACAGGGUACAAGCCUAAUGGAAGUAUUAAUCCUACCACCUGGGAUGGCCAUCUAAACCGAAGACAAAGUCUAGAUGUCUCUUCUUUGAACUUGGAUAAGCAGCAGUUUCCCCAGCAUUCUCAGCAGCGACAGUCAUCGGCUUACCCCCAGCAGUGGACAUCCUUCCCUUGCUCAAAUCCCACUAUAGCUUCCCCCAAUCCAUCACUCCAACUACCUUCUUCUCCACCUUUGUCCCCUCUCAUUGGCACAGCACUCCAGGCUAACUUAUACCAAGGCUCCGCAUGCCAUGUUCCCUCUCACCCAGGUACACCACAGCCUGGCACCUCUCACUCAGGCUCAGUUACCCCCCACUCAGUGACUCCAGGCCCAGGCACCCCAGGCCCAGGCACCCCACGCUCUCUCACUCCAGGCCCAGGCACUCCUGGUCCAGGCACUCCUGGCCCAGUCACCCCUAGGCACUGGGUCAGCCCUGCUUCUAGCCCCCAGCCUAAUGCCUGGGGCAUGAGUCCUGCUGCAUAUAGUCCUGGUUUAAAGCACAGCAAUCCUGCAGGUGCCUGCCCCGACAAGAUGUGGUCCAAAACCAGGGAGAACCGGUGUUCCACUCCCCUUGGGCUCCAAGAAAAGGCCUGGAAGUCAUGUGGAGGUUCAGUGGCAGGCAGCACCCCUUCCCCUGCUCCUGAAGGUCGCCUUUUCCCUGAUGCCCUACAGCAGUCAAAUCAAGCCUACUGCAACCCCUGCCGGGCUGAGAGUGAUGUUGAGAGCUCUAAGCAUCAUGAAGAAGAGGAGGAAGAGGUAUGGUCUGAUAGUGAACACAACUUCUUGGAUUCCACCAUUGGUGGUGUGGCAGUAGCUCCAGCCCAUGGUUCCAUCUUGAUUGAAUGUGCUCGCCGGGAACUACAUGCUACCACUCCACUUAAAAAACCCGACCGCUCUCAUCCCACUCGCAUCUCCCUGGUAUUCUACCAGCACAAGAACCUUAACCAGCCAUUGCAUGGGCUGGCUCUGUGGGAGUCUAAAAUGAAGCUGCUGGCAGAGCGAGCGCUGCAAAGGCAGCAAGAAGCAGCUCUCCUCGGUCUCUCCCAGGAAGACAUAAAGACACUCGGAAAGAAACGUAAAUGGGGUGCUACAGUCACAGGUUCAAGCCCAGGACCUGGACAAUCUAAAGACAAGAAAGUCGGGCCAGUGACACGGUUAUCCUCCACGUUUAACACCACCUCUUUAGUUACAGUGUCUCCCUAUGCCUUCACUCGCCUCACUGGGCCCUACAGCCACUUCGUCUGAGGCAUGAUGGACACGGAAAGACUAAAAGCAACAGAGUGGUGCAGUGGGGGGCUGUAGAGGGCAAUGAGCAGGAUGAAUGUCUCCUUGCUGUUUCACAGUCUGGUGUCUCUCCAUCCUGCCCCCUCCACAUUUCAUACAGAGGAGAGACAUUUUCAUUGUGUUUUACCUCAUGUCAGGCGGUGGUUGAGCUGCCUGUGGUGCUCUUUGUCUCUCAGUCACAGAGACGAACUCCAUUACUCUUUUUCUUGUUUAUAGAAUUUUAAU